This is a messenger RNA of Triticum urartu, 2444 nucleotides long. RefSeq lists its product as uncharacterized. NCBI's taxonomy places the organism in Eukaryota, Viridiplantae, Streptophyta, Magnoliopsida, Poales, Poaceae. The record is from RefSeq and is a predicted model, not a curated record.
AAACAAGAAACAGACAAACAAACGAGGAGGUAGAUAUUCUUCUUCUAUCCCCUUCCUCGCGCCGCCGCUGCCGGACCAAAUCCACAACCGCCGGAUCAAAUCGCCCUCACCGCUUGGCCGCCGGCGAUGGCGCUGGCGUCGAAACCCUGCCAGCCGGACCUCCGGAUCUACAAACCGAGCUUCACUCCCUGGUACCCGUCGCACCAGGAAGACUCCGAGUCCAGAUCUCAUCUGCUGCGGAGGAUCCACGCCUUCUACCUCAAGGCGCGGAGGCGGCUCAAGCGCCACCGGCCGCAACACGGCCGCCGCGUCGACUUCUGCUGCGGCGCCCUCUGCGUCGGCCUCCUCGACCCCGUCGCCAACAUCGUGGUCAACAGCCUCAUCUCCUCCUGCAAGCCCAAGCCCCAGCGCAAGGGCGCGCAGGCGGACCUGGAGCGCCGCUCGCUCGACGCCCUGGUGGCCUUCCUCACCCGCCUGUUCCCCAACCUCCCCGAGAGCCUGGCCGUGCACUACCUGCGCCUCGCCGACGCCGACGCCCCCGUCGCCGCAAGCGUCAUCGUCUCGGACCACGGCAUGAAGAGGUUCUGGGAGUCCGAGCCGGACCUCAUCCACACGGUCCCCUUCAUGGCCCUCAAGUGCGCCGCGCUGGCCGUCGGGCACCCCGACCCCGACCGCCUCGUCAAUGCCUGGCUCAACAUCUCCGACAGCAUUGACGGCGAUCGGCACUUCCUUGCCUGGUUGCACAGACCACCGUCAUCCUGCCCCGGCUCCAAUAUUAGCAAGCUCGCCGAGUUGAUCAACGGGGUGCCACUGGGCUAUCAAGAUUUGAGCCGGGCAUGGCGGCUUGCAGCUUCUCGUCCCAGUCGUCCCUGCAGCGACCCGUACCUGCACACCAGCUUGCUCAGCCGGACGCUCCAGGAUGCCAUCCACGGGUUCUACCUCCAGGCCAUCGCCCGAUUGCCAGCAGGCUCUCGUUUCCACCGCAGCCUGCUCAAGGCCGGCUACUGCUAUGGCCCUCUUGAUCCUGUCUCCAACAUCAUCGUCAAUACCAUCUGGUAUGAUGCCGUGUUCCCACCUACCAUGAAGCUAGAGCUGGACCUGGAUGUGAUCGGCACGCAGUGUCUCCACCGGCUGGAGAACCGCUCCUUGUAUGGCCUGGCCUCCUUCCUCUGCACACGUUAUCAUCGCUUCGAUUUCCAUCAAGCUCUGCAAUGCCUGGUCCAGGCAGAUGCCAACCUUGUGCUCGCCGAUCCCAACCUUGUGCUUGCCGAUCCUAACAUUGAUCCUUCCACUCGCUAUGUGCUGAUGAUUUGCCCACCAUCUGCUGCCCCCACUAGCAAUGUUGUUGAACCUCAAGACCCCCCGGACACCAGUCUCGAGAAAGCCUUCUUGGCCGCUGCCACCGCAGCCUUUCACCCCAACCCGGAAGCCCAUGUAAAGCUUCUCACUUCGUGUAAGCUCAAGUCUGCCUUUCGUCUGCUGCAUCGUCGGCCUGACAGGCUCUCUUCUCAAGAUGUUAAGCGGCUUGCCAUGUUGCUGUGUCCUAAAUCUGCUCAUGGCUGCAAGAGGGCAUUUCUCCCACUCCCCCUCACAGUUUACCCCCGUGCAAAGCUAGCAGGCAUAUAUACAAGAAUCUCCAAGAAGGUCAACGCUCUGCUGAAUGCAUAUGCUCAGAUGCCAAAUGGGGAUCCGAAAUUCGAGCUUCAUACGAUUUGUGGUGUGAAUGAUCGUGUCUCCGGCCCUACUUCCUUUCCUCCUAAGUAUGGCCACUCUCAUGUCAAUUUCGUGGCUACUCCCAAAAGCCCUUGUGGUGGUGCUGCGGCUUUGUUUUUUGCUGAAAUUAGCAACAAUGACCAAGAUGAGGAGUCCUUCUGUUGCCAUGUUGCUCUGCCUCCGCCAUGUGCUGCACAAAUUCGGUGUCUUUACUGUGAGUACAUUGGGACUAGAAUUGUGCAUCCAGUCAGGAUAGACUUCCAUGGGCGUGAGUCGGAGUUUGAGAAGAUGGCCUGCGGAAAAGACCCCCGUAACGGUGAAAAUGUUCCUCCAUGGAGGGCACCAUACUACAGCAACUCGCAAAUCAUCAACAAUAGGCGCAGCUUCGCAGAGAAUGUUUAUGGCAGAAAGAAAGAAGAUAGCCUCUAUGAUGACUUGGAUGAGCACAAGAGUGUGGAUCUGGGGUCCAUUAGUAUUCGACAACUAUUUUUAGAAAUCUAGAGUUCUGUCAAAGCUACACAAGAUUGUGUAUGAUGUGUAGUUCUGUGACUAUGCAAAACAAGUUAAGUUUAUGCUGUCUUAGAGGUAGGAUAGUGCUCGUGAAAUCUAACAAGUGUGUUAGUAAUGGUAUUUGAAUGAUGUUUGUUAGUGAUGCUAUUUGAGUGUGGGAACUGCAGUUUAAUCUGAACUACGUAUGUAACUGCUUCAUUUAGCAAUCACUUGGUGCUGCA